This is a messenger RNA of Thlaspi arvense, 1428 nucleotides long. The record is from the annotation of a GenBank genome assembly. Lineage: Eukaryota; Viridiplantae; Streptophyta; Magnoliopsida; Brassicales; Brassicaceae.
CUCCCUCCUUAUUUCCUGUCCAAUUUCACAUCUCUCUUGUUUUUGAUCUCUUUCUCUAUUUCUCUCUCUCUAUUUCACUUUCUUUUGUUAUGCUUGGAAACUACAGAGAAGUUAUGUGGCCGAGACUUGUGGCCAACAAGAUCCUAAGGAAAAGCGUUGGGAGCAACAGCUUCGUUGCAGAUUUUCCACCAGAUGCUGAUCAGAAGCUUCUCGAGGCUUCUGGAUUAGUCGAUGAACGACUUGCUUUCAACUCUAAAUCCAUCUUCUUCAAUCAAAACAACAACACCACUCAUCUCAACUACAAGUUUCAAGAAAUUGUGCCUCUCCGAGCUUCGAAUGUAUUGGGAUCAGAUAACAACAAGGUCUGUACGAAAUGGAACUCGCUGAUAAGAGAGACUUUGAACAAGAGAGUGGCCACUAGUGAUCAUAGGGACAAGGGCAUUAAUGGUGUUUCACAAGAUUUCAAGUGUAUCGUAAGUAAACAGAUGGUCGGAGUCUUGAUCACUGUUUGGGUCCGAAGUGAUCUCCGGCUGUACAUCCGUCAUCCUAGCGUCUCCUGUGUUGGAUGCGGCAUUAUGGGUUGCUUGGGAAACAAGGGAUCAGUAUCGGUUAGAUUUCAGUUGCACGAGACGACCUUCUGCUUCGUGUGCAGCCAUCUAGCUUCCGGUGGCCGUGACCGAGAUGAAAGGCAAAGAAACUCCGAUGUCACGGAGAUUUUGGCAAGGUCGAGUUUUCCUAAAGGCACACCUUUAGAAGAAUUGCCGAAAAAAAUACUUGAUCACGAAAUUUCUCUACCUGAGGAGAAGACAAGAUUAUUGGUGGAACGAAAAGAAUGGAACACUUUACUCGAAAAUGAUCAGCUAAGUAUGGAGAUCAUGAACGGCCAAAUUUUCAGUGGUUGGCAAGAGGGAAAUGUCAAAUUUGCACCAACGUAUAAAUACAUUCCAAAUUCAGAUUUAUAUUAUGGAUGCAUUGCAUACAAAAAAGACGAGAAAAAAAGAGCUCCUGCAUGGUGUGAUCGAAUAAUAUGGUAUGGUAAUGGAUUGAAGCAACAUGAAUAUACAAGAGGAGAAGUGAAGAUAUCUGAUCACAGACCUGUCAAAGCAAUCUUUACCACAGAAGUUAAAAUUUUACGACAUAGUAAAAAAAUUCGUCAUCUCUUUUUCUCAGACAGAUUUGAAGACAGAAUUGAUGGAUACGAUCAAAUAGACUCGAAAGACUACUCGUGGGUUUCUACGUGAUUUUAUUAAAUUGGGAUGAAAUAUCGUUGUUCGUAUAUAUAGUAUAUACCCCAUUAUAAUUAUAGGGUUUUUACAAAAACAAAUUAAAGUCAUAUGUAUAUAGAGAGUGUUUGUCGAUAUAGAUUAUAAUUUUUAUGAUAAAAAUAUGUUUUGUGAAACACUGACUAAAUAUAACAAUAUCUUGGCG